AUGGCCAAGGAUUCAUGGAAUAAAAGGAAAAGGACAAAGGAAGAAGCACGAUAUCUUCGAAAGUUAAAACUUGAUCCUGAUUCUCAGUUAAAUAACGACAAUAUCAAUAUACAAACCAAUGAAAAAAAAAUACAGCCCUUAUUUGGAUUAAACAAAAACAUGAAUAAAGAAAAUAAACCUCAUAAUAGAUCAGAAAAAAAAGAUUUUUUUAAAAAUGAACAAAAUUCUACUCAAAGUAUACUAUUUCAUGAAAAUCUAGAAAUAUCAAACAAUAUUGAAAAUAAAACCAAUAAAAAAUCUUUAAUAAACAAAAAUAAAGAAAAAAUCAUAAAAAAUGAGGAAACAGAAAAGAAAGAAGACAUUUUAUAUAUAGAAAAGAAGCCUGAAACACAAUCGCAACGAGCUUCUAAUAUUUCUGAUCUUCGAGCCAAACUAGCAUUUCGUAUUGAACAACUUCGUGCAAAUCGUAAAGCCUCGAAAAGUAUGACAGAUGGUUCAGCUAAGAAUAGAGAUUCUAUUCUUGAAACAAGAAAAAGAAAAAAGCAAACUUUCUUAAAAGAAAAAAAAGAAAAUCCACUAAAAAAAGAAGAAAAAAACAUAUCAAAUGAAGAAAAAAAGCAUAAAAGUGUAAAAGAAGAGUCUAAAAAUGAUGAAGAUCUAUUAAAUAAACCCAAAGAAAAUAGUCUUCUAUAUGGAAGAAUAAGCUUUGCAUCAGAUGAAGACGAGCUUAAACCGGCUCAAAAAAAAUAUCAAUCUAUGGACUUAGCAGGAGCUCUACGACAUGCAGAGGCAAAAAGAAUGCGGUUGAAUCAAUUGAGUGAUGAAAAGAAAAAACAAAUCAUAGAAUCAGAUGCAUGGAAAAAAGCCUUUUUACUAAGCGAAGGAAAAAAAGUUAAAGAUAAUGAAACAUUAUUGAAAAAAUCAAUGAAACGUCAAGAACGACAAAAGAAAAAAAGCGCUAAAACAUGGAACGAGCGUUUAUUGCAAGUCUCAAAAGCCAAACAACUACGACAGAAAAAAAGAGAAGAAAACAUAGAAGCUCGCCGAACAAUGCGGAAAAAAAAACAAUUAGCAAAAAAAAAACGGCGUCCAGGCUUUGAGGGCUCAUUGCAUAUCAAAAACCAAAACAACACAAAAACAUCCUUAGACACCCCAAAAAAAUAA
Pneumocystis jirovecii RU7 is the source of this 1164-nucleotide messenger RNA. RefSeq lists its product as uncharacterized. The record is from RefSeq and is a predicted model, not a curated record. Gene Ontology annotation, molecular function: DNA binding; RNA binding. Gene Ontology annotation, cellular component: nucleolus. The transcript has 3 exons. Lineage: Eukaryota; Fungi; Ascomycota; Pneumocystomycetes; Pneumocystales; Pneumocystaceae. Gene Ontology annotation, biological process: ribosomal small subunit biogenesis; ribosomal large subunit biogenesis. Bases 1 to 1164 code for a protein of 387 amino acids.